Ziziphus jujuba (common jujube) is the source of this 2573-nucleotide messenger RNA. RefSeq names its product fimbrin-2. NCBI's taxonomy places the organism in Eukaryota, Viridiplantae, Streptophyta, Magnoliopsida, Rosales, Rhamnaceae. Gene Ontology annotation, molecular function: actin filament binding. Bases 337 to 2334 code for a protein of 665 amino acids. Gene Ontology annotation, cellular component: cytoplasm; actin filament; actin filament bundle. The transcript has 14 exons. Gene Ontology annotation, biological process: actin filament bundle assembly; actin filament network formation. The record is from RefSeq and is a predicted model, not a curated record.
UCUCAAUCAAACUUUGCAAAGAACUCUGACAGCUCUACUCCGUCCCAACUCUCAUCCUCCUCUUCUUCCUCUUCUUCCUUCUUCAUUACAGAACAAUAUCUCUGCCCAAAAAAAAUUCAAAAAAAUAAUUACCAAAAAAAAAUAUCAAAUAUAUUUAUAUAUAAAGAAAAACUCUGUUUUAGUCUUCUAGAUAGAUUUAAAGCAAAACAGAGCUCAUCAGACCUCUCUCUCUCUAUCUGCAUAGAAGAGGAAGAAGAGGAAAGAGGAAGAGCGUUCUCUUUCUUUUAUAUAUACAUAUACGUUGAUUUAUAUAUCAGCUGCUUUGGACGUCAAGAAAUGUCUGGUUAUGUGGGCAUUCUGGUUUCAGAUCCAUGGCUGCAAAACCAGUUCACCCAAGUCGAGCUUCGCAGCUUGAAGUCCCAUUUCAUGAGCAUGAAGAGGGAGACGGGGAAGCUUACGCUAGCAGACCUGAGUUCAAAGAUGUCGAGGCUCAAAGGUGUUGGAGAGAAUCUGACUGAGGAAGACAGAGCAUCUUUCAUACAGAAUUUGCAUCACAACCUCGUAGAUGACGUUGAUUUUGAAUUCUUCCUCAGGGUUUAUCUGAAACUCCAAGCCCAUUUAAGUUCUAGAAAUGGAAGUCCUGCGAAAAACUCAUCCGCAUUUCUCAAGGCUGCAACCACUACACUGCUCCACACCAUUAGUGAAUCUGAGAAGGCAUCCUAUGUUGGCCAUAUCAACAACUACCUUGCAGAAGAUGAGUUCCUGAAGAGAUACAUUCCUAUUGAUCCUUCAACUAAUGAUCUUUUCGAGAUCGUAAAGGAUGGAGUACUUCUAUGUAAGCUAAUCAAUGUGGCAGUUCCGGGAACAAUCGAUGAACGAGCUAUCAAUACCAAGAGAGCACUAAACCCCUGGGAAAGAAAUGAAAACCAUACACUCUGCCUCAACUCUGCCAAGGCUAUUGGAUGCACUGUAGUUAAUAUAGGGACCCAGGACUUCAUUGAAGGAAGACGUCACCUAGUGCUUGGAGUGAUUUCUCAAAUUAUCAAGAUACAAUUAUUGGCAGACCUCAACUUGAAGAAAACACCGCAGUUGGUCGAGUUGGUUGAUGAUAGUAAGGAUGUGGAAGAGUUGAUGAGUCUUCCACCAGAGAAGAUAUUGCUAAGAUGGAUGAAUUUUCAAUUAAAGAAAGCUGGGUACAAAAAGAUAGUCACAAACUUCUCCUCCGAUGUGAAGGAUGCAGAGGCAUAUGCUCACUUGUUAAAUGUUCUUGCACCUGAACACAGCCAACCAUCUGCAUUGGCGGCAAAAGAUCCUUUGGAAAGAGCAAAGUUAGUACUUGGACAUGCAGAUAGGAUGGGUUGCAAGAGAUACUUAACUGCUAAAGAUAUUGUUGAAGGCUCACCAAAUCUUAACCUUGCUUUUGUUGCGCAUAUUUUCCAGCAUAGGAAUGGGCUCUCAACUCAAACAAAGCAAAUAUCUUUCCUGGAAACUUUGCCAGAUGACACCCAAAUCUCCAGAGAAGAAAGGGCAUUUCGCUUCUGGAUGAACAGUCUUGGAAAUUCAUCAUAUAUCGACAAUGUCUUUGAAGACCUUAGAAACGGGUGGGUGCUUUUGGAGACACUAGACAAGGUUUCACCAGGAAUUGUUAAUUGGAAGAUUGCAAAUAAGCCUCCAAUUAAAAUGCCAUUCAGAAAAGUAGAAAACUGCAAUCAAGUUGUAAAAAUUGGGAAACAAUUGAAGUUUUCCCUGGUAAAUAUUGCUGGAAAUGAUAUUGUACAAGGGAACAAAAAGUUAAUACUCGCAUAUUUGUGGCAAUUGAUGCGGUGCAACAUCCUCCAACUACUAAAGAACUUGAGAUUCCACUCUCAUGGGAAGGAAAUCACAGAUGCUGAUAUUCUAGAAUGGGCCAACACAAAAGUCAGCAACUCGGGAAGCCAGAGCCGAAUGGAAAGCUUUAGGGACAAAAGUUUGUCAGAUGGCAUUUUUUUCCUGGAGCUGCUUAGUGCUGUGCAGCCUAGAGUCGUCAACUGGAGUCUAGUUACAAAAGGAGUGACUGAUGAGGAGAAAAAGAUGAAUGCCACCUACAUAAUCAGUAUUGCAAGGAAGCUUGGAUGUUCAAUAUUUUUGCUUCCUGAAGAUAUAAUUGAGGUGAAUCAAAAAAUGAUCCUUACCUUGACUGCAAGCAUUAUGUAUUGGUACUUGAAACAACCUGGUGAAGAGAGACCCACUGGAAUAUCAGAUAGCGAGGGCUCCAGUCAAUCGGAGACAAUCUCAAAUUCAACAACAGAUGACUCUUCUUCUGAAUCAUCAUUGGAGGAGCAUGGACAUUUAUAAAUAAACAAACAUAUAUAUGAUUUUUAUGGUAGAGCUUUUGCUGUCUCGAGCUCUUAUGGAUUCUUUUUCUCCCCUUUCUUUUCUUCAUUUUCUGGUUAAAAUUUGAUUGCAAAUAUCAGUGUAUGACAUAUAGGAAUUCAAGUGUUUUCAAAGCAAAAAUUUUGUUAAAGCAAAUUUCAUAUGUGAAUAGCUAUCUCUCCUCCCCCAUUUUGAAAUGUAUCUGAAUUGUCAUUUUGCUC